This is a messenger RNA of Xiphophorus hellerii (green swordtail), 5984 nucleotides long. It is a transcript of the gene septin3, whose product is annotated as septin 3. NCBI's taxonomy places the organism in Eukaryota, Metazoa, Chordata, Actinopteri, Cyprinodontiformes, Poeciliidae. Gene Ontology annotation, molecular function: GTP binding. Bases 26 to 3145 code for a protein of 1039 amino acids. The transcript is spliced from 11 exons. The record is from RefSeq and is a predicted model, not a curated record.
UUCCAACCAUUUUAUAUGCAACAGAAUGAGUGUUUUUCAUCGUCAUAAACCUUUGAUGUCGGGUACAUCUCCAACCUGCAGACAAACAAAUGAGCUUCCUAAAGUCUGCCAGUCACCUCCUCUUUCUCUGUCUUCUCCUGUGAUAAAGAAGAAAGCUAUCCUACUCCCAUCGUUUGAUGAAAAGGGCAACACUAAACUCUCAGCAGUUAACAGCAGAUCUAACGAUGUAAUUUCCUCCAAAGCCUCAUGUCAGCUUAUACGAGGUAAAGAAUGUCUGAAUUCACAGAGAAACUACGGGGAGAGAGCUUCAACACUUCCAAGGACAAAGUCCUCAACACACAACUCUCUGACAAUUUCUGCUGAACCCAACAUCUGCAUUUCCCCUGCUCUACAGCCAAAUUCCUCUCCCACACUCCGCACUUUGAAACCAAGACCAAGGGAUUCUCUUCUUCCCCCCUCCUCGGUGUUGGGUGAUUUUCACCCGAUACUACAACAGUCAGACCAAAAGCCAAGAGUGUCUCCGACUCUGACAGUCCCAACACCCAGACGGACCCCAUCACCCUCAUCGGCUACCGAUAGCCAACAAGAGAGACAGCCUUCUCCUGUUGCUCAGGAGAGACAUGCUCGAUCUAUUUCCAUAUCUAACAUGGCAGUGGAGCCAGCCAACAAGAUCAAGCAUGAUAUUCUUGACCAAGGAGCGUUGCUGGAGUUUACUCAUCCUGGGCAUAGAAGAGUCUGCAGAGAGACUCGACAGACUGACUCUUGCAGGCUUCCAGCAUUAUGUCACAAUUACUGCAAAGUUCAAAGUAAAGUUGGAUUGAAGAAAACAGAAAUUACAGCAACAGAAAAACCAAAGACUCCAAACAGGAAUUCAAAUAUUGCUACCAUGUUGAAACCAAAACCAAUAGCAGAACAGCAAAAGCAAUGUGAACCAAAGGAAGCGAUGAGGCAUUUUGAUGUUUCUCCAAGAGAGCUUGAUGCCUCUUCUAUGAAGUCAAGACUUCGAAGCAGGUUAACAGACUACAACCUCAGGAGCAAUUACACUCACACUUCUGAAUGUACCACCUUUGAUCAAUCAUUUGAGAAAACAGAUUGCAGUAAAAGAACAAAGCUGACCAAACCGUCCCUUUCUUCAGAUUCUCAGAUAAGUUUUAAUUCAGACAAAAGUGAAACAAGAAGUAGACAAUUUAAUUUGGACACUGAAACAAGAGUAAAGCCAGAAGCUUUAUCUCUAAACAGCAAGUCCUCUCAGAAUCAAAGGUCUGCACCAGACCAGGCCCUGAGGCAGUCCACCCAGACGGAUGUAAGGACCGUGGUAAGCCGAUCUGAGCGUGCAUCAGAGGAUUUCAGCUGCCAGUCAGACUUUAGUCAGAUACCACUUAUGUCUGGUAGUGCACAGAGAUUAAAUCAAGUUAAGACACAUAUAGAGGCAUCUCAGAGCCUGGGGAUCUUCCAGUCAGCAUCAUAUGAACCUCUUUAUUCCCAGGAUGGAACCUUUUCAAAUCCUGACCUCCAGCCUAAACAUCCCUGGAAUCAGGAGAUGACUAAGCAACAUGAAAACCACAGAGACAUGAACUUCAGUCACACAGUUCUGAAACAAUCAGGUGUUUGCAAAACACCUGACCACAACGUGGGUCCAGAAUACCCCUGGGCCCCAUCCAUGGCAGGAUGCCCAUUCAACAGAAACAGAUCUGGUCACAGCUGCAAGAGAGUCUCUGAGUGGCCACAGCAGAUUGUUUACCAGCCUUCUGCAGAGAUACAAGGUUGUCAACAAAAACACCAACCAAACUACUCUGGCCCAGACAGAGCAUUUAUCACAGAGGAUUCGGAAGACCCGUAUUAUGUCACCAUGUACUAUCCAGACUCAGUGUAUGUAGACAUGUCAGACAUAGUUCCACCAGAGGUUAGACCCAAGCCUGCUGUCCCUGCUAAGCCCCCAAAUGUGGGCACUCCUUCCCCUUCUAGUCCCUUCCCACCCCAGGGCCCAGUUGUGGGAGCCGGUGGCAUCGUUGCGCCCCCUCCAAGCGCUAUUCCGGUUCCCAUUGGAAGUCACGGUCCUAGCCACCCUGUCGGUCACAACGUGGGUCACAGUGUGGGCCACAAUGUGGGCCACAGUGUGGGCCACAGCAGUGGUCAUACUGGGGGUCAUGCUCCAGCUCACAGUGCGGGUCAUGGUCAUGGAGGCUCCCACAGCUCCGGAGGGGGCUCCACCCUGCUUGGCUACAUUGGUAUUGACACCAUCAUUGAGCAGAUGAGAAAGAAGACUAUGAAGACUGGCUUUGACUUCAACAUCAUGGUUGUUGGUCCCAGCGGCCUUGGAAAGUCAACUCUGGUGAACACCUUGUUCAAGUCCCAGGUGAGCAGGAAGAGUGCAGGAUGGUCACGUGACGAAAAGAUCCCCAAAACUGUAGAGAUCAAGUCAGUGUCUCAUGUGAUUGAAGAGGGUGGAGUUAAGAUGAAGCUGACGGUUGUUGACACUCCCGGCUUUGGAGAUCAAAUAAACAAUGACAACUGCUGGGAACCCAUUUCUAAGUACAUCAAUGAGCAGUUUGAGAAGUUCUUGAAAGAAGAGGUGAACAUCACUAGAAAGAAGCGAAUUCCCGACACCAGAGUGCACUGCUGCCUCUACUUUAUUCCCCCAACUGGACACUCUCUUCGACAACUGGAUGUCGAGUUCAUGAAGCGCCUGAGUCACUCUGUGAACAUCAUUCCAGUGAUCGCAAAGUCUGACACAAUGACUGUCGAGGAGAGACAAGAGUUCAAACAGCGCGUUAGGAAGGAGCUAGAAAUGAACGGGAUUGAGUUUUACCCACAGAAAGAGUUUGAUGAUGACAUAGAGGACAAGAGUGACAAUGACAAGAUCAGGGAAAUGAUGCCCUUUGCUGUGGUGGGAAGUGAUAAAGAAUACCAAGUGAACGGGAAGCGAGUCCUGGGGAGGAAGACGGCGUGGGGAAUCAUAGAAGUUGAAAAUCCAAACCAUUGUGAGUUUGCUCAGCUGAGAGAUUUCCUGAUCAGGUCCCACCUCCAGGAUUUGAAGGAGGUCACUCACAACAUUCACUAUGAGACGUACCGUGCCAAGAGAUUGAACGACAACGGAGGUCUGCACCCCAUCACUUCAAAUGACACCCAGGAAAGCAACCUGUAGUCAGGCAGUGAAAGAAUCGAUCAAGAUGAAAACAGUGCAAUGAAGCUCAUAUAGGAGUCUAUAAGAAAAUUUAUGAUUUUCACCCCCAGCUUUGCUGCAUGAGUGAAAUAACUUACCAGUCUGUAAAACUUGGUGUCAACUCUGUUUGCCUCCCUCUCCAUGUUUAACCAUCCAACAUAUGCACAUCUUUUCCCCUAAGGGACACCAUCUGAUGAGGUUUUAAUGGAAAAUCGGUGAUAUGCCUCAGCCAAGAUAAAACAUGAUUACAUUACAUCUCUGGCUUGUGCACUGCAGCUGGCUUUAGGAGAUGCUUGCUGCAGUUCUCCCCUCUCUUCCAUGGGGUAUUUGCAGAUGUCUGUUUACAAAUGAAUUACAAUAACUCCUAAAUAGAGUCAGCAAUUCACAUUCUGUCAACAUGUAAUAACAAACAUAUCAAGCUCAGACUACCACUCUGAAGCCUUUUUUUCUGAAUAGUUAGAUACAGCAUUUACACAAACUAAUGUGAUCUCCAGCCGAAUUUAUUUUCUCCAGCACAUUCAUGACCUUUACUUUACAUCCAUUCCUCAUUUAAGUUUUUACACAAUAACAUGAGUGAUUACAGCUGAAAUUGGCUCAUUUUGAGGAGGUUUGUAGUUUAUUUUUUGUCACUUUUCUUUAAUGUUGUGUUCAAUGACAGCAACAAAAAUGUAGAAUUUUGAGUUUAUGUGUAUUAUAAGAGAAUAAUGAGUCUGAUUUUCAAGUCUGGGUGUCAAACACUAUACUGUCAAUACUUUCUGACUUUAAAUGUAAGUUCUGAUUAUAAUGUAACGUUAUGUAGUACAACAGAGGCAGCAGGAUAUGAAGUCAAACUGUGGCUGGCAUGCGGAUAGGAAGCAGAGAUGCAGCAGUUAAUCAGCCAGAGAUCCGAAGCGGAUAAUUUUCCUCAUUGAUCGGCUUUGAUCAGUGAUCAACUGGUGAAAUUUUCUUUAUUAUGUAAUAAAUGCAUCCAAGCUAAGAACUCCCACCAUACAUAAAGAAAUUUGAUGCUCUUUAAUCAGGUUUUGAUGGUUAUAAUUUUUGCAGGUUCUUUUUUGAUUGAUUCAAAGUUAAGAUGACAUUUCGUCUGCUUCGAAAAGGAUUAUUUCUAUCAGGAAACUUGCACUGAUUUAGAUUUUUUGAAUGGAUGAAAAAAAAUCACCAUAAUAUUGUGCGUUUUUUUCCAUUGCUUUUCUAUUUUUUGGCUGCAAAGACCGAAAUAUAGGAUGUUGAGCAUUAGAAGUUGAAAUAUUAAAAUUUUUUUUAGUUUUAUGCUUUAACUACAUAAAACCAAUAACAGUGAGACAUAGUGCCAUUAUAAAUGAACUUUUAUCUGUUUUUAUUACUGGUCUCACUUGUUAAAAACUUAGAAAGUGCCACAUUAAGAAGUGUACAAUUAACUAAUAGAGAUUCUAGUUUUGAAUCUGAAUUUCUGUGCAGCAGGAAGCAACAAGUCAGCUCUGCUAAAGAUUAAAAUUCUCUGCAGCUGCUGCUUGAAUACACAAAGAAUCCCUGUGGCUUUGUUGUCAGAAGGUCCUAACAAACCUAACAAGCUGCGCUGUCUUCUUCAAUUACCAACUCCAGUAAAGAAAAUUUUCUGUAAUAUUCCCUCGCCCGGCUCAAUUCGAAUCUUUUUAAAUGGGAUACAGCAGCGGUUUUAUCCACUUUAUACUACAGUAGACAAGGACUUAGGUUUAAAUAGGAAAGAUCCAACUGAACACUUGCAUGGGCUUAGUGUGCUCCUGCAGUGACACCUUGAGUAUGUUUAACUAGAUGAUUAUAGAUUCAGAUGAAUUUUUAGUAAUUGUGAAUAUUUUUACACUUAAACAGAUGACAGGCUUUUAGAUUAAUUAGAUUAAUUGCAGUGUAUAUUCAAAUAUUGGAAAGACACUAAUUUCUGCACUAAGGUUUUCUUUCUUUUUAAUCACACGCUCUGACUUUACAAGAAAACAUUUUCCAGUUUUGUCACCAGUGAAUUAUCUUUGCAUGGCAGAAAUCUGGGCAAGAUUUUUAAGAUAUCUGCAAAAUAAACUGGUAUGUGGUCUGUUUACUAAGAGUGUGAGAACAGAGCUAAAAUACGUGUACUGCCAGUUUCAAAUUAAAUUUCACAUGAUCACCACUUGGUGGCAGCACUCCGCAACAUUAAGACAGGAUCAAAAAAGACCUCAGUUGCUCUGACUUUUUUUUUCCUGAAAAGGUUUACAGAGUUUGACAACAAAUCUAGUCGUAUCAGGUUUAUGAAAAACUUUCAUGUUAAACACUCCAAUUACGUGCACUGAAUUAAGCGAGCUGUAAACGUGUUUACUGGGUUUUCUUCAGGACUUAAGCAUUUAUAAAUGUUCAGCCAUGUACAGUAUGCUGUGGAGAAGAAAUAUGCCAAAACGAAAUGAUGUAAUCCUUCAGUAAAUCAUUCAUUAUUAAUAUAAACAGUCACUCAUGUGGGUAUGAUGUUUGGCAAAAUGGUCAUAGUUGUGAUUUUAGUGCAAUCCAAGGUCUAAAAGCAGAGAUGUGUGGUAUUGUGUUUGUGCAUGCUUGUGUCUGUACUGCCAGUCAGUUCUCACGUCACUAUGAUUAACUGAAUAUUUCUGGAUGUGUGGUUUGUGCAUUGAACUGGUGUGUCAUGGGGUUGCCCUCUGAACUCCUGUUACUUCUUUCAGUCAGUAUAACUUCAACAUGAUCACGUAAUUAUUGACAACUUUUUGCAAAGUUGGCAUGACAUAUUUAUAACAUCAUUUCCAGUGUUAUUUGCCAUUAUUUAUACAUUAGUGUCUUAUCAUUGUAAUUUAUUCUUUUAUUUAAUAAAUUCACUUCCUCAUGUUUUUAA